This is a messenger RNA of Spirometra erinaceieuropaei, 303 nucleotides long. The record is from the annotation of a GenBank genome assembly. NCBI's taxonomy places the organism in Eukaryota, Metazoa, Platyhelminthes, Cestoda, Diphyllobothriidea, Diphyllobothriidae.
AUGGACAAAGUGAGGGGGCCCUCUCAGUACAACCAGUUCGCCCAAAAGCCAGCGACGACGAAUGCCCAGUACGGUUACCUUGUCCAGCAGGAGAUUGAACAGAAGAAGUUGAUGAAGAAGGCUGCUGACCUGGGAUGCAUUGACGAGCAGAAAAAGUCCCAGGAGACGGUUUACUGCAAACCCUGGCAUAAAUCCAACGAGGUGGUAACCACGGGUCGACGGGUGGACUACUUUAUCGCUCCCAAACUGAAGAGUGGCUACAACAAGCCCUACGUCCCACAGUGUAAUCAGAGGAAACCCUGA